AUGGCCCGGGCCGGCGGGGCGGCGGGGCCGCGGCGGCGGGUGCUGGUGCUGAUGGUGCUGGUGGCCGCGGCGGGGCGGCGGGGCCGGGGCGCGGGGCGGCGGCGGGGGGGAGGCGCCCCCCCCGGCCCCGCCGGCCCCCCCGGGCCCCCGGCGCCCCCCGGCCCCCCCGCCCGCCCGCUCCUGCUGCUGCUGCCGCUGCCGCUGCCGCCGCCGCCGCCGCCGCCCCGCGCCGCGCCCGCCGCCGCCGCCGCCGCCGCCCGCCCGGAGGCGCUGCCCCGGGGGGGGCUGCCCAUGAAGGAGGAGCCGCUGACCGCCGGGCUGCCCUCCGUCCGCUGGCUGCAGGGCACCGGCAUCCUGGACGCCAGCACGGCGGCGCAGAGCGGGGUGGGUCUGGCCCGAGCCCACUUCGAGAAGCAGCCCCCCUCCAACCUGCGGAAAUCCAACUUCUUCCACUUCGUCCUGGCCAUGUACGACCGGCAGGGCCAGCCCGUGGAGAUCGAGCGCACCUCCUUCAUCGACUUCGUGGAGAAGGAGCGGGAGCAGAACGGCGAGAAAACCAACAACGGGAUCCACUACCGGCUCCAGCUGCUGUACAGCAACGGGCUCCGGACCGAGCAGGACCUCUACGUCCGCCUCAUCGACUCCAUGUCUAAGCAGGCCAUCAUCUACGAGGGGCAGGACAAGAACCCAGAGAUGUGCCGGGUCCUCCUCACCCACGAGAUCAUGUGCAGCCGCUGCUGCGACAAGAAGAGCUGCGGGAACCGCAACGAGACCCCCUCCGACCCCGUCAUCAUCGACAGGUUUUUCCUCAAGUUUUUCCUCAAAUGCAACCAAAACUGCCUGAAGAACGCUGGGAACCCCCGGGAUAUGCGGCGCUUCCAGGUGGUGGUGUCGACGACGGUGAACGUGGACGGCCACGUCCUGGCCGUGUCCGACAACAUGUUUGUCCACAACAACUCCAAGCACGGGCGGCGGGCACGGCGCCUCGACCCCUCCGAAGCAGCCACCCCCUGCAUCAAAGCCAUCAGCCCCAGCGAGGGCUGGACCACCGGAGGUGCCACCGUCAUCGUCAUCGGCGACAACUUCUUCGACGGGCUGCAGGUCGUCUUCGGCACCAUGCUGGUGUGGAGUGAGCUCAUCACACCUCACGCCAUCCGGGUGCAGACCCCCCCACGGCACAUCCCCGGCGUGGUGGAGGUGACGCUCUCCUACAAGUCCAAGCAGUUCUGCAAGGGCGCCCCGGGACGCUUCGUCUACACCGCGCUGAACGAGCCCACCAUCGACUACGGGUUCCAGCGGCUGCAGAAGGUCAUCCCUCGGCACCCCGGGGACCCCGAGCGCCUCCCCAAGGAGGUGCUGCUGAAGCGGGCGGCCGACCUGGUGGAGGCUCUCUACGGGAUGCCGCACAGCAACCAGGACAUCAUCCUGAAGCGAGCGGCGGACAUCGCCGAGGCGCUGUACAGCGUCCCCCGCAACCCCGGCCAGCUCUCCUCGCUGGCCGGCACUCACGGCCCCGCCGGCAUGAUGGGGGUGAACUCCUUCGGCAGCCAGUUGGCCGUCAACAUCGGCGACUCGCCACAGGGCACCGAGCAAGGCUACUCCCGAAACACGGGCAGCGUCUCGCCGCGGGGCUACGUGCCCAGCUCCACGCCGCAGCAGAGCAGCUACAGCGGUGCCGCCGGCAUCAACGGCUACGGCGGCGGCACCAUGGCCGGCCUGGGGGUGCCCGGCUCCCCCAGCUUCCUCAACGGAUCCACCGCCAACUCCCCCUACGCCAUCAUGCCCGCCAGCCCCCCGCUCGGCGCCUCCUCCAUCACCCUCCCGUCGGGCACCAACGCCUCCACCCCCAGCGGGGUCUUCUCCUUCUCCCCCGUCAACAUGAUCUCGGCGGUGAAGCAGAAAAGCGCCUUCGCCCCCGUGGUGCGGCCGCAGACCUCCCCGCCGCCCGCCUGCGCCAGCACCAGCGGCAGCAGCCUGCAAGAUCCGGCUUUCGAGGACUCGGACAAGUUCCACACGCCUGCGCGGCCGCUCCAGGGACUGGCCUAUUCCUAAGCACACCGUGCCCGGCCACCUCAUGCCGCCCACAUGAGUCGGGAUGGUGCCGGAGCCGCGACAUGGACCGGGACCGA
This is a messenger RNA of Gavia stellata (red-throated loon), 2129 nucleotides long. It is a transcript of the gene EBF4, whose product is annotated as EBF family member 4. Gene Ontology annotation, molecular function: RNA polymerase II cis-regulatory region sequence-specific DNA binding; DNA-binding transcription factor activity, RNA polymerase II-specific. Bases 1 to 2052 code for a protein of 683 amino acids. The transcript has 18 exons. NCBI's taxonomy places the organism in Eukaryota, Metazoa, Chordata, Aves, Gaviiformes, Gaviidae. Gene Ontology annotation, biological process: regulation of transcription by RNA polymerase II. The record is from RefSeq and is a predicted model, not a curated record.